AUGUUUAAUAAUAAUAGUAAUAACGGUAAUAGUAAUGGUAAUCGGGGUUACAAUAAUAAUAAUCGGAAUAAUGAACGGUCCCAAGGAUAUAAUCAGAAUAUAGAACAACAACUAGCAUCCCAGGAGAAGAAGACUGCAUAUAGAAGAACAGUAGACCAUGGUAAUAAUAUGGGAAGAUGGUAUAUCAAUCGAAGUCUUGGGAUUGACGAUCAACCAAUUGGUAAGAUAAGGCCCGAGUCGUCGUAUUUGAUAGAUUUAUUGCCCUCUCCAGCAUAUGCGUCGAAUUCGGUUAGACAGAAUAAAAAUAAUAUGUCCAUCAUGGAUAUUCAGACCAAAUUUGUACAUCUUUCAUCUAACAAAGCAAAGCACUCGAUUAACACGGUAAAAUGGACUCCAGAAGGGAGAAGAUUGUUAGUGGCGUCACAUAGUGGGGAGUUCACUGUGUGGAAUGGUAUGACAUUCAACUUCGAGACGAUCAUGCAAGCGCAUGAUCUGGCUAUUUUAUCGUUAAAGUAUUCGCAUAACGAUGAGUGGUUAUUGAGUGGUGAUCAGAGUGGUGUUAUCAAGUAUUGGCAAACUAAUUUUAAUAAUGUGAAUAUCAUUAAUGGGCAUAGUGACGGGAUUCGAGAUAUUGCAUUUUCUCCUAACGACUCUAAAUUUUUGACCUGCUCUGAUGAUUCAACGAUGAAAAUUUGGAAUUUUAAUAAUGGGCAAGAGGAAAGAAGCUUAGUAGGACAUCACUGGGAUGUUAAAUCUGCUGACUGGCAUCCAAAUUUGGGGCUUAUUGUAUCAGGAUCGAAGGAUAAUUUAAUCAAACUUUGGGACCCUAGAGCGUCCUCGUGUGUUUCAACAUUACAUGGAUUCAAGCAUACAAUUACCAAAACUAAGUUCCAGCUACUGGUACUAAAAGAUUAUUAG
Molecule: messenger RNA, 918 nt
Organism: Debaryomyces fabryi
Lineage: Eukaryota; Fungi; Ascomycota; Pichiomycetes; Serinales; Debaryomycetaceae
Product: WD40 repeat domain-containing protein
Exons: 1
Coding region: 1-918 (305 amino acids)
Cellular component (GO): mRNA cleavage and polyadenylation specificity factor complex
Molecular function (GO): protein binding
Source: RefSeq, a predicted model, not a curated record